AUGGCGCUGCUGCCUCGGCAGCUGCUGAGCCCCAAGGAGGAGGGAAUGCUGAGGCUACUGCGGAGCAUGGCCCAGGUGUGGGUCACAGGCGGAUGGCUACGAGAUAAAGUCCUGGCCAGCCUGGACGUGAAUUUAGAGGCCAGGGCUCACUGUCAGCGCAUCGCCCGCCUUUGUGGGCAGUCGCAUGGAGACCUUGACCUAGUGGUGGCGGGGAUGACUUCGGCAGAGUUCUACGGGCGCUGUGCGCGCGACGAGGCUUUUCGGUCAUUGCUGCGGCGUCCACCCCUGCUGGUGGAAGCCAAGGGAGGGCGUCCCAACACGGUGAAGCUCACCCUGUCCGAGGCGACUGUGGACGUCACAAGCCUUGCGGACCCAAGGCCGGGCAGCGGUGCUCAGAGCGGUCAAGAGGACUCUCUGGCACAGGACUGCCAACACCGGGACGUGAGCUUCAACGCGCUAUAUCUCGAAGCUGGGGAAGAGGAGGUCCUCGAUCCCUGCCACCAGGGCUUGUCAGACCUGUCAUCGGGUGUUGUGCGGACACCUCACGCAGGCUGCAAUGCUGCCAGGGAAGCGAAGGUUUUGAAAACCGUGUUCGAUGAGAUUCGCGAAGCGUGCUUGUGUUUCUAG
Symbiodinium natans is the source of this 627-nucleotide messenger RNA. The record is from the annotation of a GenBank genome assembly. NCBI's taxonomy places the organism in Eukaryota, Dinophyceae, Suessiales, Symbiodiniaceae.